This is a messenger RNA of Chlorocebus sabaeus (green monkey), 1560 nucleotides long. NCBI's taxonomy places the organism in Eukaryota, Metazoa, Chordata, Mammalia, Primates, Cercopithecidae. The record is from RefSeq and is a predicted model, not a curated record.
GAGCCACGAGCGGAGGCCACUUCCCUUCCCUGACCCCCUCCCCCCAGGAUGAGUGGACGCACAUCCUGCUCGGGCAGAGGGGCAGGACAGGGGCCGUGAGUAACGGUGGCCUGGGGUCAGAGCCAGGCUCAGCUGCAGAGGCUGCUGGUGGCUGUGGAGAGCUUGGGGCUGCCUUGGUCGCACCCACCGCCUGCCUGCCCACUGGUCAGCCUUCAGGGGCCCUGAGCAGCGCCUGGCCUCUCUCCUGUGGCCAGCCCAGAGCUGAAGCGCUGCGGCAUGGCGCGCGCCUGCCUCCAGGCCGUCAAGUACCUCAUGUUCGCCUUCAACCUGCUCUUCUGGCUGGGGGGCUGUGGCGUGCUGGGUGUUGGCAUCUGGCUGGCCGCCACCCAGGGGAGCUUCGCCACGCUGUCCUCCUCCUUCCCGUCCCUGUCGGCUGCCAACCUGCUCAUCAUCACCGGUGCCUUUGUCAUGGCCAUCGGCUUCGUGGGCUGCCUGGGCGCCAUCAAGGAGAACAAGUGCCUCCUGCUCGCUGUGUCAGUGACCUCCGCAUGGAGGAGCAGCAGGGCUGGGGUCAGGCUGAACUUCAGGGCUGCCGCCAGGAGGGGGAAGCUUGCGUGGUCAGAGUUUUUCCUGCUGCUGCUGCUGGUGUUCCUGCUGGAGGCCACCAUUGCCAUCCUCUUCUUCGCCUACACGGACAAGAUUGACAGGUACGCCCAGCAAGACCUGAAGAAAGGCUUGCACCUGUACGGCACGCAGGGCAACGUGGGCCUCACCAACGCCUGGAGCAUCAUCCAGACUGACUUCCGCUGUUGUGGUGUCUCCAACUACACUGACUGGUUUGAGGUGUACAACGCCACGCGGGUGCCUGACUCCUGCUGCCUGGAGUUCAGCGAGAGCUGCGGGCUGCAUGCACCUGGCACCUGGUGGAAGGCGCCGUGCUACGAGACGGUGAAGGUGUGGCUCCAGGAGAACCUGCUGGCUGUGGGCAUCUUUGGGCUGUGCACGGCACUGGUGCAGAUCCUAGGCCUGACCUUCGCCAUGACCAUGUACUGCCAGGUGGUCAAGGCAGACACCUACUGCGCAUAGGCUGCCCGCUUCUCUGCCAAAAGGAUGCCCACAGGGAGAUGGCCGUGCCCACAGCUGCCUUUCCCACCACCAGCCUCGGUGCUCUGCCCCAUGCUGGGAGGAGGGAGGGAGGGACAGGUGCCCGGAGCCCCUAGAACCCUGUUUCUGCAAGGCCUUGGCUCAGGUGGCUUCAAGGCCUCCAAACCCCCGCUGGGAGGGGUGGCCACGUGCUGGCUAUGGAACCCAGGGCAGGGGUGGGAGGGGUCUCCAGCACUUUUUAUAUUUACAUAUUCUCCAAAGCAGUGUUCACACGGGUGCCAGCCUGUGGCCCCCAGCCUCCCGGGAAGCGGGUUGGGGCUGCAGGAACAGGGGCUUGGCAUCCUGGAAGUGGCCCCACUGGUCCUGGUGCUCCAGGCAGGGCCAUGGACCCCUUACCUACAUUCCACAGUGGGCCUGUGGGGCUCCUGCUGCAUCCUAAUAAAGUGUGAGCCACAG